This is a messenger RNA of Arachis stenosperma, 1229 nucleotides long. Its product is annotated as F-box/kelch-repeat protein At3g23880-like. Bases 34 to 1197 code for a protein of 387 amino acids. NCBI's taxonomy places the organism in Eukaryota, Viridiplantae, Streptophyta, Magnoliopsida, Fabales, Fabaceae. Gene Ontology annotation, molecular function: protein binding. The record is from RefSeq and is a predicted model, not a curated record. The transcript has a single exon.
UGUUCGACCGAGUCCAAAGUUACAGGUAUAAAAAUGCCAAAUCCAAACACCAUAUUAACUACUGUUAAUGUUACAAUGCGGGGAAACCUUCUCGGAACCACUGACAAGCGGCCGAAACCCCUCUCUCCAACGAAGGCGCCACCCAUCCUUCCGAGCGAGGUGAUCGAGGAGAUCCUGGUGAGGGUUCCGGCGAGUACCCUUGUGAAAUUGAAGAUUGUGUGCAAAUCAUGGAAUGCACUAAUCUCCAACCCCGAAUUCGCCAGAGACCACCUUCACUGGUCAAGAGCAGAUCCAAGCACCCGCCCACGACUGAUAUAUAGCUUUUCAGAUGAUCGCAAAAUCCGAUUUUCGAACCCAUCCUCCCCUCUUAACGAAGAUGGGUUCUUCGAGAUGGAUGUUGGUCUGGAUAUCUUGGGUUCCUGCAAUGGCUUGAUCUGCCUCCGCUGGAUGACCGGUUAUCUGCGGCAAUCCAUCAGAUUGUGGAAUCCCUGUACCAGAUCAGCAUCCGAUUGGUUGAAAAUUGAGUCGCAACCGGGUAACAUGUAUGGUUUUGGCUAUGAUCGUGUGCAUCAUAAUUACAAGUUUCUAUAUGGCCACAAAAUUCACACUUUCGGUUUGAAUUCUCGGACAACCAUCGUGCAAGAUCCCCCAUCUUACGACCCCAAGCCGGCGAUAGGGACCUUUGUGUAUGGCACUCUAAAUUGGGCAGCUCAGGCUCGUAGCAACUUUCUCGAAUGGGUGAUCCUUUCCUUUGACUUAGCCAACGAGAAUUUUUGCCCAUUGUCUCUGCCUGAUAUGGAUAAUAGUGACGAGCGUUAUGUUCCUGCCGUGGGUGCGUUGAGGGACAGGCUUUGUGUUUGUUUGAAGGAAAAGUAUGGUCGUUGGAUCUUCUGGGUGAUGGAGGAUUAUGGAGUCCAAGAGUCUUGGACUAAGUUCAUCACCAUCUUUAGUAAGCGGGAUCAAGAAACUCUAUCGUGUUAUUCAUUUAAAGCCAUGUACAUGACGGAAAAUGAUGACGUUCUGGCUGUUUUCUUCAGUCCGUAUAAUAAUGUAUCUUUCAAUUUAGUUAUUAUUGAAGCAAAUGAUGGCCGAAAAUCGCAACGAAAUCUUUACAUGGCAGGUCAUCAGGACUGCUAUGUUUACCAUGAAAGCUUGGUAUCGCCCUCCCAUUUAGGUCUUCCAAGUUUUCACUACUGAUUAAAUCAAGUCACUCCAUGUUUAUUGCUUAA